GAAACGUCAUUAGAAGAAGAGAGGGAAUUGUGUUGCGCUCACGCUCGAAUUGUGGGUGGGUGAUACAAAUCCUUACAGCCAUGGUGAAAGAUGUUAAUAAGCCGAAGGGGAAGACGUCCUCGUACGCUUUCUUCGUCCAGACGUGUAGGGAGGAACACAAGAAGAAGCACCCCGACGUCUCGGUGAACUUUUCGGAAUUCUCCAAGAAAUGCUCAGAAAGAUGGAAGAAUUUGUCAGCAAAGGAGAGGGCCCAGUUUGAAGACAUGGCCAAAGCAGACAAGGCCCGCUACGACCGCGAGAUGAAAGGCUACAUACCCCCUAAAGGGUCAAACAAAAGAAAGAAAAAAGACCCCAAUGCCCCCAAGCGCCCACCAUCUGCAUUCUUCUUGUUCUGUUCUGAGCACCGAUCGACUUUGAAGAAUGAAAACCCCGGUAUUACCAUCGGGGAAAUCGCAAAGAAACUUGGAGAGAUGUGGGCCAAGCAGUCAGCCAAAGACAAGGCCCCUUUCGAACAAAAGGCAGCAAAACUGAGGGAGAAAUACGAAAAGGAGGUUGCAGCAUACCGUGGAAAGGGUGAUGUGAGCAAGAAGGGUUCGGGUCGGCCAGCAGCGUCAACCAUGAGGGUUGAAGAGCCAGCGGAGGACGAUGAUGAUGAUGAGGAAGACGAGGACGAUGAUGAGGACGACGACGAAGAUGACGACUAAAAUGUACCAGUCUGAGCUGAGCUGUAAAGCUUACAGAGGAAAAAAAAAAUGUGAACCACCUGAAUGCAGCCCAACAGUAGUAUUUUAAGAAUGAACAAAAAUGUGUAAUGUGUGUAAUACACAUUGUGCUGUUUUGUAAAGUAUGUAGUAGCUUUUCAGAGACCUGCUCUUUUGUUUUGGUUAG
Messenger RNA from Megalops cyprinoides (Indo-Pacific tarpon), 888 nucleotides. RefSeq names its product high mobility group protein B2-like. Lineage: Eukaryota; Metazoa; Chordata; Actinopteri; Elopiformes; Megalopidae. The record is from RefSeq and is a predicted model, not a curated record. Bases 81 to 704 code for a protein of 207 amino acids. The transcript is spliced from 5 exons. Gene Ontology annotation, biological process: regulation of transcription by RNA polymerase II. Gene Ontology annotation, molecular function: DNA binding, bending.